Molecule: messenger RNA, 495 nt
Organism: Anopheles coustani
Lineage: Eukaryota; Metazoa; Arthropoda; Insecta; Diptera; Culicidae
Exons: 4
Coding region: 1-495 (164 amino acids)
Source: RefSeq, a predicted model, not a curated record
AUGGGUGUCCCAACCACCGUUUACAUCCACACCAACAUCUACAACUAUAGUAACAAGUAUAAAAAUUUAGAUCGCUUUCAAAACGACGUGAAAAGGUUCCUGAAGGAGUACGAUAGUAUCGUGUUGCACAAGGAUUUGUACAAGCUCGUCUUUAAAAGCUAUCUGCGAGAGAUACGGUUCAAGGUGAAAGCGUUACUCGCCAAGUUCGAGGCGGCUCCAUCGGAUGAUGGCAGCACGCGUCCGGAAAAGGAAAUGUUUUGUUGUGGGCUUCCAUUUACCAACAACGAGCAAUUUCGUAAGCACUACCAAACCGUCCAUAAUGAGGCUUUUCUUGUAUAUACAAAUAGGCUGGAGUUAAAAUCUGCCUUCGCUAAGCUGGACCACAUGCGUCACCGGUUGGACGAGUACACCCGAUUUGGUAAAGAGUACACUUGCGCUCUGCUCGUCGAUCUGAAGCGAAUUUCGAAGAAAAUAUCGUGCACCUUGAAGUUCUAA